Messenger RNA from Eubalaena glacialis (North Atlantic right whale), 2347 nucleotides. It is a transcript of the gene AGTRAP, whose product is annotated as angiotensin II receptor associated protein. The transcript has 5 exons. Gene Ontology annotation, cellular component: plasma membrane. The coding region runs from base 114 to 632 and encodes 172 amino acids. Gene Ontology annotation, biological process: angiotensin-activated signaling pathway; regulation of blood pressure. The record is from RefSeq and is a predicted model, not a curated record. Lineage: Eukaryota; Metazoa; Chordata; Mammalia; Artiodactyla; Balaenidae.
GGGGGGUUGGAGCCGGGGCCGCGGGCGGGGCGGAGCCGGGCAAGUUUGUUUCCCGAGUUCGUAGACCGGGAGCCCCCGCGGUUGUCGCGCAGGUUCUCUCCGGCUUGGUCGUGAUGGAGCUGCCCGCCGUGAACCUGAAGGCGAUCCUCCUGCUUCACUGGCUGCUGACGAUCUGGGGCUGCAUCGUGUUCCCGGGCGCCUACGCGUGGUCCAACUUCACCAUCCUGGCCUUGGGCGUGUGGGCCGUCGCGCAGCGGGACUCCAUCGACGCCAUAAGUAUGUUUCUGGGUGGUUUGGUGGUCACCAUCUUCCUGGACAUCAUCCACAUCAGCAUCUUCUACCCAAGGGCCAGCCUCUCGGACACAGAGCGCUUCAGCGCUGUCAUGGCCAUCGUCAGCGCGCUCCUCAAGCCGGUCUCCUGCUUCUUCGUCUACCAGAUGUACCGGGAGCGCGGGGGUGAGCUCCUGCUCCACACUGGCGAGGCCAGCGCCUCCGGCCGGCUCCCCAGCUCCCCUCUCGCUGGCCCAGCUUUCCUUGGACCUUCACAGGAGCACAGUGCCUACCAGACGAUUGACUCUCCAGAAAUGCCUGCUGACCUGGAGAGCAGGGCUCACGUCCCCCAAGGAUACUGAAGCCAGCCCUGCUGCAGCUGGCCCCAGCCUAGGGGCCAGUUUGAGGAACUGCGGGGAGGGGUGGGAGGAGGCUGCAUCACCUUCUUGGUGCCUUGGAUGUCAUCCUAGGGGCGCUCCCGUCCCCCCACCUUUCUCAGAACUAAUGUGGGAUGUGUCUUCCGGUUCCCCAUCUCAGGGGUUGCCUGAAUCAAGUGCCCUGAGAGGCCAGGAGCCCCUGUGCACACCUGUCCCAAACUCCUCGAGGCCUCUCCUCCCUUCCAGGUGUCCCACUGGUGCCAGGCUGGGAACUGUGGUCGCUUUUGUCACCUCCACCCUUAGCUGCUCCGUGCAGGCCCCGGGCCGAGCCGUGCCUGAGCCUGGCGGGGUCAGACCUCUAAGAGCCAAUGAUGCCCCUACCCUGCGUCUCUCCCGAAGUUGGCCAAGCCCUCCCGCAGGAGCUCUGAGAGCUUCUGGUCACGCUCAGCCCCAGGAGUGCAGAGGUGAGGACCCCUGGCUUCUCACUGCCUAGUCACUUGGGGCCCAGGACCCCAGCACUGGAGGCUGGUGGUGUCUGCAGCCUCAGAGAUCCACCACUGCCUCCAGCUGCCCUUCUCAGAGCCAUGGCAUUAAAAUUCAGGGAAUCCUGUAGCUGAGUGUGUUUUGAGCCACGUUUAAUCUCCCGUCAGGGCUGGAGCCUGGACUUGCCAUUCCUGGGAAGAUUCCGGCAAAUCCCCAGGGCACCAGGCCUUAGGUGCCCAUUCUCUUGUGGCAGGAGGAAGCAGGGGCUCACGACCAGCUGGGCCUGCUCUGUGCUCGGCUCCGGCCCAGCCGAGGCCGCAGCAGAGGACGGCACUGUUCAGUGCGGCAAAUGGGUGUCCGUUUCUCCGAAUUCAGAUGCCUCAGGUAUUGGUUUGAAUCCCGCCCUGCCCCUGACUGUGUGCCCCUCAGGCCCCCGUGUCUGCUGGAGGAGGGCUAAUGCCUGCCCAGAGAGUGAUGACGCAGCUGAAAUGUACGGUGCCUGGCCCUCGGGAGGGCUCCCUGCAUGACAGCGAGGUUGUCGGCGGGGCUGUUCCUGGGGCCCAUGAUGAUGUUGGGUCGGUGGGCCAGGGGCGGUCUCCUCCUGGCAGACCCUGUGUCUUGGCCUCAGAGCAGAUGGGGACACCUGUCCAGAAGCUCCGAGGAUCCCAUGGCCAGGGCCCUACCCCACUCCCACUGGGAUGGCAUUGACCACUGGACCCCAGGUGCCUGGGCUCUUUCAGACCAUCCUGGCUCGUCCCCGGCACAAAGAGGUCAAGGCCUGGUGCACAGUCCCCUCCCCCCAUUCUUCUGUACCCAUCCAUCCAGAGAAGCUGAGUGCCUGCCACAUGCUGUGCAGGGGCCUGGAGCUACAGGGGUGAACUCAGGUCCUGCUCUCGGGGGGAACAGGCAUUAGGAGCCCUCUGUCAGGAGGUGAGAGCCCUGAAAGAAGGAACAUGGGGCCUCCGGGGAAGGGACUUGGGCUCUGGGGCCAAGGGACGCUGGGUGGCUGCAGCUGUGGAAAACCGGGAACAGCCUCAUAGUCAGACGGGGGCGGACAGAUAAGCCGUGGUCCGUUCAUUCUAAGCAAUACUGUUCAGCAGUUCAAAUGAAUAAACCAGGCCUAUUCCUAUCAAUGUUGGUUCCCCCCGAACGUUGGUUGCAGAAUGGCACACGUGAUACGAGAGCGUUAGUGUGAAUUUUAAAACCUCUCAGCAAUA